GGAUUCCGGGAUUUUGACAGGCAACGUGUAUAAAGUCAGUAAUUUUUGUGAAACACCCAUCAAAAACAGAGUGUGAAACUUAAUGUGAAUAACGUUGUGAAUUGAAUAAUACAUUAUUGUUUCUUUAAAUAAAAGUAAUAAAUUAGUUGUAGUAAUAUAAUUAAUUUAAAUCAUUCACAAAAGAAAAAUGAAGUAUCUUUUACUGGCAGUUGCAGUUUUUGCUGCAUUUGAGACGAUUUCGGCUUUAAAAGAAGGAGAAUGUGAAGUUUGUGUGGCGACUGUAAAUAAAUUUGUUGCAACUUUAAACGAUGAGGAUAAGAAAGCGCCGAAAACAAUUGAGGAAAAAUUCAAAAAAUACUGCAAAACAUCGAAAUCUAAGGAACAUCGAUUUUGUUAUUACCUCGGCGGCUUGGAAGAAUCGGCUACAGGAAUUUUGGGCGAAUUGAGUAAACCAAUUUCAUGGUCUAUGCCAGCAGACAAAAUUUGUGAAAAGUUGAAAAAGAAAGAUUCACAAAUUUGCGACUUGAGAUUUGAGAAGCAAAUUGACUUGAACACUGUGGACUUGAAGAAAUUGAAGGUACGCGAUUUGAAGAAGAUUCUAAACGAUUGGGACGAGACGUGCGACGGAUGCCUCGAGAAAUCCGAUUACAUUCAUCGAAUCGAAGAACUCAAACCGCAGUAUUCGACUCAACAGAAAACUGAACUUUGAACAGAAUAUUAAAAACUGUUUUAGACGGAAAAGCAAAAGUAUAUGUUUAAAAAAAGAAAUCACUCCAAGUUCAUUAAAAUAAUUUCUGAUCUCGCGAAUCGAGAUAUGAAAUUGAAAAGAACUUGUGUGCAAAUAAUUAUUAUCAAUUUCAAACAAUUAACUAAUUAAUUAAUGUUUCGAGAUUAAUAAAUUAUUAAUUUCAUUAAUAAAUUAUUAAAACAUUCUUAAUGAUAAUAAUUAAUUAUUGAUUGAUAAUUGAUGAUUUUUCAGUGAUUUAUUAGUGAAUAAUUGAUUAAUUCAACGUGGACAAUUAAUAAUUGAUUAUUUCAAUUAUUAAUUGAAAUUUUUUCUCAAUUUUGUACAUAACGUUUUCAAUUUUGGACUGAGUACAUUUUCCUCUUUAUUUUGUUAAUUUACUGUUUAUGAUUUGUUUGUUUGUUUGUUUUACACUUAAUCGACUUUAUUGCGGAAGAAAAAUAUUUUGAAUUAUUCAUUUCCAUAUUUUUCUUUAGCAAAAUGUGAACAAUUUCCUAUAAAAGUUUUCCAAUUAAAUAAAAAUUCAUUUUUUUCAUUAAAGGAAUAAAAAAUUCAU
Molecule: messenger RNA, 1301 nt
Organism: Leptopilina heterotoma
Lineage: Eukaryota; Metazoa; Arthropoda; Insecta; Hymenoptera; Figitidae
Gene: Manf
Product: mesencephalic astrocyte-derived neurotrophic factor homolog
Exons: 5
Coding region: 188-709 (173 amino acids)
Biological process (GO): neuron projection development; dopaminergic neuron differentiation
Cellular component (GO): endoplasmic reticulum
Source: RefSeq, a predicted model, not a curated record